AGCACAACUCCAAAAGCUGGCCAAAACAGGUAGGCAGUCGCUCUGUAGGCUUAAUGCUCUUGUCAUUUUGUCAGGGAUUGUAACUUGCGAGCGCAGCCAUGGGGCGUGUUCGAACAGUCACUGGUGAGGAAGUGAUGUCAGACAAAGAGUUCGCCGUGUGGUGGAAGGAGCACCACCGGCUCGGCGGCAGCUUCUGUGAUGCGCUUCGGCGCCACGUAGCCGGACAAAUGCAGAUCAGGAAUUUCCGGCGGCUCAUGCUCAGCUGGGAGGAUGAGGCGCUGAGAGCGGAGAGCCCAUGGAUGGAUGCAGACAUGGUGGCGGUGGUUCGGGCGUACACCGCUGACGGACAGGAUGAGUUGCUGAAUGCUGUGCACAUCGGUCAAACAGCGGAGGUGGCGAGCCUCUUGGAUACGCCUCAUGACCCAGACUUUGAAUCCGGUGAAGGCUCUAGUUUUACCCUUUUGUAUUUGGCCGCAUAUCAUGGCCAUGAAGGCGUUGUGCGCUGCUUGGUGGAAGCUGGUUCUGACAUGGACAAGGUCACUAAGGAGGGAUGUACGGCCAUACAUGUGGCCACCCUGUACAACUACAAGGAAAUUGUGCGCUGCUUGGUGGAAGCUGGCAUUGACAAGGACAAGGCCAACCAUGGAGGAGAGACGGCACUGAUUUUGGCCGCUCUUCAUGGCCGCAUGGACAUUGCACGCUGCUUAGUGGAAGCUGGUGCUGACAAGGACAAGGCCAACCCUGUUGCAAGCACGCCUUUGCAUUUGGCGGCCAUGCAGGGCCACAACGACAUUGUGCGCUACUUGGUGAAAGCUGGCGCAGACAAGAACAAGACGAAUGAACUCGGAUACACGCCGAUGCAGAUGGCUGCCAACGGUGGACACAAACACAUUGCGCAGUACUUGUCGAAAUCUGGGACCAGAAUGUGCGCACUUCAAUGACAAAGAGCGGAGAAGUUGCUCUUGUCACCCCCGACAUCCAGGCCCACAAAUGUUGGGGCUCGGAAAAGUAACGAGCCGCGGGUUCUUGUGCACGGUUGCCUUUUUCCAUCAAGAUCUUUCCAUUUCGCGAUGUGAGACCAGUUUUGUUGAAAGUCCGACCCA
Molecule: messenger RNA, 1103 nt
Organism: Effrenium voratum
Lineage: Eukaryota; Dinophyceae; Suessiales; Symbiodiniaceae
Source: the annotation of a GenBank genome assembly